AUGCUUGCCUUGCAACGGUCAGGAAAUUUGCAAGAUAAAUGCGUCGUCAACAUCCUCCCAUGCCGCAUCCAUCACAAUGGGCCUACCAAAGUGACGAAGAGAUACUGGUCGCCUCUAGUGGAGAAAGGUGCUUCUCUGUCCCUGGGUCUGCCACUUGCGAAGACGCUGAUAUUUGGACUACUAGAUGGUACGGUAACAUCAUACUUUCGAGGUCGCCGUUUACGAGGUAAACCCGUGAAGGUCCCUGCUGGGUACCGAGGUAAGGAUGUGCACAGCAUCUUCUUUAAGGAGGCCGAUGUUGAUAUGCUCGCAGGCGUCGUGGUAAAGACAACCGAUCGAUUCCUCCCACAACCUUGCAGAACACAGACUGGCCCCACAUAUACUGUGUUGGACGAAGACAUUGAGAUCGCCGAUGAAGAAGACGAAGACGAACCUCCCGAACCAGUCAAGACACUCGAAGAAUUGUCGACCUUCGAGGAAGUUAUUGUAUGGGGCCAUGACGCCGUGCCAACGACCGAAAACGCCUUUGUGAAAGGGAUUGAAGAAUGGAUUGCCUUUGCCGAGGCGAUCCAUGGUACUCCCACGAAGCUCACCCAGAGUGAAAAGGAGAAAGAUGAUCGGGAUACAUGA
Molecule: messenger RNA, 630 nt
Organism: Fonsecaea erecta
Lineage: Eukaryota; Fungi; Ascomycota; Eurotiomycetes; Chaetothyriales; Herpotrichiellaceae
Exons: 1
Coding region: 1-630 (209 amino acids)
Biological process (GO): RNA catabolic process
Cellular component (GO): ribonuclease H2 complex
Source: RefSeq, a predicted model, not a curated record